Cyprinus carpio (common carp) is the source of this 1615-nucleotide messenger RNA. RefSeq names its product C-type lectin domain containing 14A (gene clec14a). NCBI's taxonomy places the organism in Eukaryota, Metazoa, Chordata, Actinopteri, Cypriniformes, Cyprinidae. Gene Ontology annotation, cellular component: cytoplasm. Gene Ontology annotation, biological process: positive regulation of axonogenesis. The record is from RefSeq and is a predicted model, not a curated record.
GAGGACCUCACAGGGGCAGCUAAGAAAGCAGACAGUUUCAUUUAGUUCCAGUCAGCGUGCAGACAUGGAGCUCUGGACAGGAUUAUAUCUUGUGAGCUUCCUCAACAUGGCAUGUUGUUUGCCUGAAUCGUCCUACACUGUUCAUUUGAUCAAAGACUCAUUUGAAAAUGCUCAGAAUUACUGCAAACCUGGAAGUUUCUUGACCAACAUUCCAAAUGAGAAGGAAAUGGACAAGAUUCUAAAAACAAUCUGGGAUAUGAAUAACAAAACCACCACGUCAUUUUGGAUUGGACUGAAGAAGGAUAAAGGCAUCUGUUUUGAGAAGAAUUUGCCUCUUAAAGGAUUCUACUGGACGGUGGACAACAGCACUCAAUCUGAUGCUAAAACCUGGAAAACCCAACCUGAAAGUACUUGCGCAAAUGUUCGCUGUGGGCUGCUUUCAGUGGAAUACAGUGACUCUGGUGCAAAAAGCAAUGGGUUUGUGGAUGCCGGCUGCAAACAGAAAUAUCCUUUCAUUUGCAAACGAAACGUCAAGCUGAUGUGUCCUCGACCAGAAAUACUCGCCACACAUGACAUGAUUGAGCCAUCAAAUGAUCCGUACACACGUCAGAUUGUUUGCCCUUCUGGUGCCAGGUUCAAUCUUACAUGCUCCAAAGAUCUAAUCUGGACUCUAGUCGGCGACAAAAACGUGGAUAUAUCGCAACUCUGCAUGGAGUGCAAAAAAGGCUACAGGAGGGAUGCAUCCGGAAACUGUGUGGAUGUAAACAAAUGUGAUGAAUCCAAACCAUGCCAGCAACCAUGCCUGAACACAGAAGGCUCCUACAAAUGUCUGUGUUCGGACAAUGAAGAUGGCAUUUGUAAUGGAUCGGCAAAUUCAAACAUAAACAGGGGCACAUCUGUGCUAACUCAACCUACAUCUCUGCCUGAUGAUGUCAGAAUGAAUGCGACAGACGUGAAUAUUGACAAAAGCGCUGAAGACAUUUCAAAUAUCAUAGUACCUGUGAUUAUAGCUCUGCUGAUUUUCAUAGUGCUGCUGGUGAUCGUGGCGGCCAUCGUGAAAGGCUGCUUGAGGAGGAGAUCCAUAAAACUGACCCCGAGGAAGGCAGAGGCUGUGGCUCUGAAUGGAUCUAGCUCCAUGGAGAAGGUGAAUGAAAAAGAGGAAAUCUAAGUGGGAGAGACUGUGCAAAUGUAAAAAAUAAUUCAGUGUGACACAUGCAGAUGACAGAGGGUGCUUACUGCAAGAUAUUCCUCUCUCUCAGAACAUUUAGGUGUGAGGUAUGGAGUCACAAGAGUGCUGUGUAAUUACUGCCUUUGAAUCUCAUUUGCCAUUUCGUCUCACAGUUGAAAUCAGGGUCUUUAUUCCGAUGUGGAUUUGGAAAUCUUAUCUAGGUCACAUAGACGGUAAUUAGAUUUAUGAGAAGACUACUUUGUAUUUGUUUACUCUUUUAUAGCUUAUUUUUAAAUGCACCUAUGUGGAGAUGUAAGAACUGUAGAAGAUAUUGUGUUAAUAUUGCAGUUGGAUGUGUUUUCUAAUUAUAUAUUUCUAUGUUUCACAACAUGAAAGUUUUAUACGUGUCUUUUUGACUGAAGAUAUAUAUAAAUGACGGAUGUUUAA